Messenger RNA from Myxozyma melibiosi, 1849 nucleotides. RefSeq lists its product as uncharacterized. Lineage: Eukaryota; Fungi; Ascomycota; Lipomycetes; Lipomycetales; Lipomycetaceae. The transcript has a single exon. The coding region runs from base 273 to 1634 and encodes 453 amino acids. Gene Ontology annotation, molecular function: protein binding. The record is from RefSeq and is a predicted model, not a curated record.
UCUCUACAAACAAGAAUCAAAAUCAUCACUACACAUACUCCAUCAAACAAUAGCGGUCGCUAUCAAAGACGCCCUGUUCUCUCAAAAGAGUGAACGGUUAUAGUGCGUGGAGGGGUUUUGGUUGAGGGUUUUGUGAAAUAUCUCGCGGUUGAGGCAGCUGCUAGAUCUGUGCUACCCCGGAUUCGUAACCUGCUCCUCAUUCAUAAGAGCGCUCCUUCUGCGCUUUCUCUCUUCUUCUGACUAUUAUCUUCUUCUUACUGAACUUCUGGGCGAUGGAAUCUAUAGACAUCUCUGCACUUGCGAUCGCCGACAGCAAGCGCCACCGGAUUGAGACCCUGCCUUACGAUAUCCUGUUUAAGGUCGUCUCCUACCUUCCGACCAAGACGGUGAUUGCUAUGUGCAGUCUAUCGCGCUUUUGGGAGGAGCUAAUACAGGAUAUGCCAACAUUUUGGCGUGAUCUUGAGUUCAUCACAGAUGGGACAGAAGCUGACGACAACCCUGUGAAGUACAAUGCGAAGAAUGCACCAGAGAUUGUGCAAAUAAAUCUCGCGGAUAAUACAAAUGGCACCGUUCUACACCGCAAGGCAUUUCUUUCUCUGCACCGCUUCCUUGCCCGCUUUGAUGCAAUAGAGAGAAACAAAAAUAUGGGUUCAGUUUCGCUAGAUACCAGUCAUAUCUACAGGAUCAUGUAUCAGAUUGCUGAAGAGAUACAGGGGAAUAGGUUAUCAUUGGCUUAUGCACGCCAUGUUAUGUGCUCGAUUACGCCAAAUUCAGCGCUGCGGAGGAGCGAUGCCAAUGCAAGUCAGUAUGCUUGUGGCCUGCCGUGGGAGCUUUUAAGGAUCGCGAGCAGGCUUCAUGUGCCGCUUGAUAUGCUGGCGAUAAUUAUCCGCACUGCGGUCGAGAAGGGUGAGCAAGCAUUACGUCCGGCUCACAUACAGGUGGUUCCUCAGUCUGCAGCAUCAAAUCCUAUCGUAUACAAAGAACUCAGGUGUGGUCAGCUGUUUCGCUCUCUAAAAUCACUGGUAUUCAGCGAAAGCGAGCAUUGGAAUCCUUGUCCUCCUCGUUCUCGUCACGAGAUUUCUCAAAAUCUGCUGGCCCGUCUUCUGGAAGCUACGCCGGUACUGAGCACACUUGCGUUAUGGCACUUUCACGUGUUGUCUGAUGUCGGCAGCGGGCGUCGUGGUAAGGAAGAGACUCUUUACCUGCGCCAACAGCCAAAGUUGUAUGAGGUCGAUUUUUCCGGGACCAUGUUUGCGAGCGGUCUCCCGCUACUAAGUGACAAAUGCGAAUGCUUUUUGCUCCGCCGGUCGCCGCAUGUUGCAGACUUUCUCAAAACAGACUAUCUUCAGCGAGCAAAGAUCCUCAACCUUAGUGACAACCCAGACAUCACUGAUGCAAUACUUCUCGAGUCUUUGAGCUACAAAAGAUUGGGAAGAUUUGAGUACCCAACGGGCUUGAUCUGGCUGGAAAAUUGCACAGGACUUGAGUUUUCAUCUCAAUUGCUUAAGCUAUUGUAUGCUCACUAUCACACGAUCGACAUUAGCCAAAACCAAGCAGUCACGGAUGAUGUUGUAUCUGACUUGCUUCAGGAAGCAGCCGAGGCCCGGAGUUCGUCACCCAAAAAAAAAGGAUAGGGACUACUGCUAGUUGCUUUUUGAAGAGAGACAAUGUCGGCUUUUGCUUGUUUGCGAGAAGGCAAUUGCGAGAGGGCGAUCAAGAGGCACGAGGAGAAGAAGGUGGGACCGAGGGGACCAAAGUACUCUACUUAUACACCUUCCUCUACGAUGCGACACAAGCAAUUACAGAUAGAGAUUGACGAGAUAGUUGGCAAUCGUCCACAGAAUCCCAU